This is a messenger RNA of Motacilla alba alba, 1863 nucleotides long. RefSeq names its product MID1 interacting protein 1 (gene MID1IP1). Bases 783 to 1277 code for a protein of 164 amino acids. The record is from RefSeq and is a predicted model, not a curated record. Lineage: Eukaryota; Metazoa; Chordata; Aves; Passeriformes; Motacillidae. Gene Ontology annotation, cellular component: cytosol. Gene Ontology annotation, biological process: regulation of lipid biosynthetic process. The transcript has 2 exons.
CCGCCGCGCCGCUCCGUCACGGCGCCCCUCGCUGCGACCCGCGCCCGGGCCGGCACCGCCGCUGGCGAGCCUUCUGCGGCCGCCGCUGCCUUGUCCCAGGGUUGGGGUGCGAGGCAGUCGCCGCCGCACAGGAACGGCUCCCCUGCGGCCUCAGCCGCGCUGUUUCUGCCGCCAGCGCCAAGCCCGCGCGGCCCGGCCCCCUCGGGAUGCCCGCGGUGCGGGCUCUGCUCCCGGCGCCCUCCCCCGGUGGGGGGAGAGAGGCGGAGCUGGCGUGGCCGCCGCCCGCCGCCUUUAUCUGGCGUGGCGGCGCGGGGGGUGGCACUGGGGAACACCUUGUUGUAAGAUACGCGCUAUAAAUACGGCGCCGGGGAUGGGAGUGCGGCCACGGGCGGCGGGGAACAGCUUGGAACUACGGUGGGUGCCUUCCCCGCGGCACGGCGACGGCCGGGGACCGCUUGAGUUUUAAUUACCGACGCGGUGCGGGGUUAUCCGCAUCAUCCUCUCGGCCACCCCUCACAGCCGGUUCCCGGGAGGAGUUGCGGGGGGAGUUGUGCGUUUUGGCUGGUUUAGUACGGAGGGGAGCGGCGGCAGCGAGCCCCGGCGGCUGCAGCAGGGCAGGCGGAGGAGCGGAGGGACUCUGAUCGCGAGCAGCCGCCGAGCCCAGCCCGCCACGGAGGGCGGCCGGUGCCGCUAGCGCGGAGGAGGAGGAGGAGGUCGCCACCGGAGGAGCCCCGCGGUCCGGUCCGAGCCGCGUCGCUGAGCACGCCUGCCCGGCCGCCAGCAUGAUGCAGAUCUGCGACUCGUACAGCCAGAAGUACUCCCUCUUCAACGCCAUGAACCGCUUCAUCGGCGCCGUCAACAACAUGGACCAGACGGUGAUGGUGCCGAGCCUGCUGCGCGACGUGCCGCUGCUGCUGGAGGAGCUGGACGCGGCGGGCGCCGUGUGCCCGCCCCGGGAUGCUGCCCUGCCGCCCGGCGACCCCGGCGCCUACUUCUCCCGCAGGGACAUGUACAGCCACUACAUGCUGCUCAAGUCCAUCCGCAACGACAUCGAGUGGGGCGUGGUGCAGCCGCCGGCGGGCGAGGAGGCCGCCCGCAAGAAGGACAAGCUGGGCGGCGGGCCCGCCGAGGAGGGCGAGGGGGAGGAGGACCUGGAGCAGCAGUUCCAUUACCACCUCAGCGGACUCCACUCGGUCCUCUCCAAGCUCACCCGCAAGGCCAACGUCCUCACCAACAGAUACAAGCAGGAGAUCGGCGUCAGCAGCUGGGGGCAGUGAGCGCCGGGGGGAGCGGGGGAAGGGGCUCCGAGCCGGCGGGAGCGGCGCGUCCCCGCCCGGCGCCGCCGCUGCUGCGGUGGCCGGGGGCAGCGCCCCGGGCCCGGGCUUCCCUGCGCGCUCCCAAGACUGCAGCAGGUUUUCUACCAACGCACAAGAGAGAGAAAGAAAUGUAAAUUAAUCAAUACUAGUUUAUUAAUUAUUUUGACCCCCCCUCCGUGUUUUUUUCGUUAUACGGUCCGGGGCGAGCAGUCGCUGUGGCCGCCCCGGCAGGGAGGCUGAACCCGUGUGCGUACGAGGUGGUGGCAUUGCUGGCUCAUAAGGAGGCUCCACUCAAGCCGAUGAACGUAACGAAACUGGCACAAAAUUGCUUCUGUCACCUCGGAGGGAACCCAGAGAGUUAAGGAACAUCCCUCUGUUGUGGGAGAGAUGGCGGGUCCCAUGGUUGUACAUGUACUGGAGUUUAUUUAAAACUUUUUUACUCAGAUGUAGAGUAUAUUCUAAAAUAAAUGCAAAUGUAUUAACUAAGAGUGACCUAAACUUUUGGUAUGAUUUAUCUUUCUUUAAUUAAAUGAUAUUUUUAACAUCU